Messenger RNA from Scleropages formosus (Asian bonytongue), 870 nucleotides. It is a transcript of the gene il20rb, whose product is annotated as cytokine receptor family member B16. Gene Ontology annotation, cellular component: plasma membrane. Bases 70 to 870 code for a protein of 266 amino acids. The record is from RefSeq and is a predicted model, not a curated record. Gene Ontology annotation, biological process: cytokine-mediated signaling pathway. The transcript is spliced from 5 exons. Gene Ontology annotation, molecular function: interleukin-20 binding; cytokine receptor activity. Lineage: Eukaryota; Metazoa; Chordata; Actinopteri; Osteoglossiformes; Osteoglossidae.
ACAGGACCGACAGUCCCGGUGACAUAGCUCGGGGUGCAGCACCUUUACCCGCACAACACCGGCGGCACGAUGAGCCGGGGCCCAGCCACAGGAGAAGAAGGAGCGGAUGGGGGGACGGGACGGGACGGGACGGGACAGGACAUGGAGCCGAGGGUGAUGCCAAACGGGUGGUCCCGUUUCUUGCUGCUACAGGUUCUCUGCUCCGCGUCACAUGCGACUCCAGCGACCGGUGCUGGGCUCCUGCACCCCCCAUCGGACGUCUCUGUCGACUCAGUGAACAUGAAGCACCGCCUCACGUGGCGCCCCCCAGAGGUCUCCUGUGCUACUGUGAGCUACUCGGUACAGUUCCAAGGGGAGUUCGAGCUGCGAAUCCUCAACGGGAGCUGGGAGGAGGUGCAGGCAUGUCAGCGCAUCGGCGCAUGCGUGUGCGACCUGAGCGACCACCUCGCCUCGGACUCCGACUACGAGCUGCGCGUGCGAGCUGAGUGCGGCGGCGCUGUGUCCCGGUGGGCACGUCCCGCCAUGCCUUUCAACAGGAAGCAGACGAGACUGGCCCCCCCAGCACUCAGCAUCCACACGACGGGCUCCUCUGCUCAGGUUCACUUCCCUGACCUGCCGCCAGCGCUCCACCUGUUCCUCACACACUGGCAGAGAGGUGACGAGCUGCGGGCCUCCACAGUGUGGGUCUCGGUGGAAGAGCGGCCGUUCCUCCUGUCCCAGCUGCAGGAGGGCGCUACCUACUGUCUGCGUGCCCAAAUACAGCUGCCUGGCAGCAACAGGAGCGCCUCCUCAGACACACACUGCUUUUCCAUUGCCGGUGCGUGCCGCUGUGCCUCGCCGUGGUUUACCGCGCAUUACUGUGUGUUCUGA